AUGAUGACCUCGUCUCGGCCCCUCGACAACGGCGAGAGCUUUGCAAGCCGGCGAGGCCACAGCAACCAGUUAUCAAUAUCAGACCCCAGUCACCAUGUCACCGAAGCGAUUGGAACACUUUACGACGACAGCGACGAUGACUCACUUCACGAACCUCGGCGAAACAGUCGCCCACUCAGCUUCAUGGCGUCUCCGUACGGCGGAGAACAGAUCCAGAAGGCCCAGUAUACCCGGUUGCAGCCUCAAGUACAGACACCCCACCAGCCUUAUGAACGAAAUCAACAACGCAUAUCUGAAGACACAUUACUGUCGACGAAGUCCACAGCGGCCCCGAACAGCGGCUCCUCAGGAAAGCUAGCCCAAACACCGCCAGCUCGAGCACCUAGCCAGAAAAGCGCUUUAUCCUACGAAGCUUCCCUGACACCCCUGCAACCCCUAUCCCCCUUGUCCCCGACUUUGUCUCUUCGUGAUGUUCAAGCAGACACUCACAGCACCUCCCAGUUUCCUAUCACAAAUAUCGAUAACCCGGACGACAUCGCACAGGAACUCAGCAAUUUACAGGCUCUCCGUCGCAUGUCGAUAGAUGUUGGUAAUACUGCUGAUCCAGACCUCAUGCCUUUCCAAGGCCUGUCUCUAAUGGCAAUGCCAUCCAUCGCACCUACUGGGGAGGACGAUGAAGGCGACAUCUCCAGGUUGCUUUGGGUUCCCGCUAAAGUGCACCCGGAGCUCGCUCCCGACCAAUUUAAAAACUUUCUCGAGAAUCGGGUGCAGUCCAUGAGGCGGCGAUCGGGAGAGUCGUCAUUAUCUAUCGACGCCACACAAAUGAACAAUACCGGGCUGAUGAGGAAGAGAUCGAUGCUGUCAAGACAAGUGGACAGUGACGUUGCAAAACCAGGUACCGGCAGAGGUGGACAAGACGACGACGACCCUACAAACCCAGCUUCGAGAAGUAGAGGCUCGUCGGCCAGUGUUUCUUUUGGCACACCAGAGUUAAGUUUGAAUGAACUGGUCAAAGAUCCGACGAAAGUGGUCCAAAAGCUAGCGAUGGACACACAACGUCAAACUGAAGCCAGCCUCGAAAGAAGCGGCCUCGAUGAUGACAAACCAAUCUUACCCGUUCCAUCUAUGGGUUUGCGAAGGUCAACUCGGACCACUUAUCGGAAAGGUGGUAGUCUUAGGUCUGGUAAUCGGCAACCGCUCUCCAAGCGAGGAGCUGUGCGGCAAACGGAAAAAGAUGACGAUAAAGAGGCGGACGGAAUAGCAUCGGGGUCAACCGAGAUACCCAUCCCCGGUGUGUUACAGCGUGUCCUGUCAGAACCUAUCCAUACAGAGGGGUCUUCUCGCCCAUCGCUCUUUACGAGAAGGAAACUCUCAUUUACACAGGAGCAUGUGGUAGCAACUGUUCCAGAAGUAGACUUUUCACCGUCUGAAUCGACUUCCACGGAUAUACCGCUGUCCGCCCUGCUUGACGAAACUACAGCAGACUCAACUUCUCCAAACACCCUUGGCCCUUCUAUAUCUGCGGCCGAGUCAGUGUCUCAUACCUCUCCCCCCAACCGUCCUCAUGGAUCAAGUUCGGCCGAAUCAUCGCAGCAAUCCCCACAGCGAUCAUCGUCGCAAGCCAUUAACAUUCCACCUUUAUCACAACCCUCGACGGCUAUACAGAACCAGCAAACAGGCGCCGACGAACAGCAACACCAGCCUCCACCUCGAUCAAGCCGGCGACCAUCUGGCGGGCGCGCUAACUCGCAUCAACCUCCCCCAGCAGCAGCUGCAACGGCCGAUCUGACAAUAGCCUCACCUAUAGCAGCCUCCAAGCUUACUCCAACACCACAGGAAAGUGUCCAGCGCUCAACACCAGCUCCAGCAGCUGCUUCUACUCGGACCGAUAACUUGGCGUCCAGUCCAACUACGCCGGUAGACGAACGGAAACCGGACAAAAGGGCCAAGGACAGGGAGGAAAGCGAAGGCAGCAAAUCCACGGGCUGGAAAUGGUUCAAGAAUGACGACAGAGACAAAAAGAAGAAGGAAAAAGACGAUCUGCUUAAGAAGGCACGGGCGAAAAGUAUCGGAGAGCGUAUACAGACAGACAAGUCUCACGACAACGCUCGCCUCGACGUGCUGCAAAGUUCUAUCGACAACGGCAACCACAAAGGACGAGAGAGCGUAGUCCUAGAUCGGGAUAACGGAGACAACAAAUCGCGCGACGAAAAGAAGAAAGAGAGCAGCCGGAAAUCCAGUGAAGCAAGGAAGGAGAAGGAUGGCUUUUCCUUCGGCUCGAUAUUUGGUGGAUCUCGCCGAAAGGAGAAUAGGGAAGGCGGGAGCAGCAAGAGCAAGCAGAGAGCGGCGUCACCCGAGCCUCCGGUGAUUCUACUUCGUCCGGACGUGGACUACCCCUUCACGCGAUUUCCGAUUGUGGAGGAGCGUGCCAUCUACCGAAUGGCACACAUAAAACUUGCCAACCCGCGACGUGACCUGCGGAGCCAGGUACUGCUAUCGAAUUUUAUGUAUUCGUACUUGGCAAAGGUUCAAGCCAUGCACCCGCAGCUAAAUGUUCCAGUUUCUCCUCAGCAGAAACGUCAGGAAGAGGAGCGAAAACGCCGGGAACAAGAGGAGCAACAACAAAAAUACAUGGAGCAGCAGAUGCAAAUCCAGCAGCACCAGUCCCAAUCCGGCACCGAAGAAUACAACCUUGAAUAUCACGGGGAAGCAAUUCAAUAUGGAGACUUGAGUCAUCACCAAGAGGGCGAACGUGUUGAUUAUGUUGACAAUGCUCAAAAGUUUGAUCAUGCCCAGGGUGACCACCAGAAUCAUGAUUCUUUUGUCGUGGGCGAAGCGUCGAAGCAGCUCGAGCGAAGCGAAGGCUACGAGAAUGAGGGUCAAAAUAGUGGAGCACGUGGCUAUUAUGACUACGGCCACUCUGAUGAUAGCCAACAUGAUGAUGGUGGCAUGUGGUGA
Grosmannia clavigera kw1407 is the source of this 2958-nucleotide messenger RNA. Its product is annotated as telomere silencing protein. The transcript has 3 exons. Gene Ontology annotation, biological process: positive regulation of G2/M transition of mitotic cell cycle; establishment of cell polarity. Gene Ontology annotation, cellular component: cytoplasm; cell septum. NCBI's taxonomy places the organism in Eukaryota, Fungi, Ascomycota, Sordariomycetes, Ophiostomatales, Ophiostomataceae. The coding region runs from base 1 to 2958 and encodes 985 amino acids. The record is from RefSeq and is a predicted model, not a curated record.